AUGGCUCCGCGGGGACUCCCGGGGCCCGCCGUGCUCGCCGCUGCUGUCUUCGUGGGAGGCGCCGUGAGUUCGCCGCUAGUCGCCUCGGAUCAUAGUGGCGGCCAUCCGUUACCCUCCAAAACCCAGACGACACCCUCGCCCACGAACAACACUGGGAAUGGACACGCGGAAUAUAUCGUUUAUGCCCUUGUCCCUGUGGUCUUCGUCAUGGGUCUCUUUGGCGUCCUCAUUUGCCACCUGCUGAAGAAGAAGGGCUAUCGAUGUACAACAGAAGCCGAGCAAGAUGUUGAAGGAGAAAAGGUUGAAAAGAUAGAGUUGAACGACAGUGUAAAUGAAAAUAGUGACACCGUUGGGCAGAUUGUCCAAUACAUCAUGAAAAACGACGCAAAUGUUGAUGUUUUAGCGGCAAUGGUAGCAGAUAACAGCGUGUGUGAUCCUGAAAGCCCAGUGACGCCCAGCCCUCCCGGGAGCCCGCCGGUGAGCCCCGCGCCCUUGUCACCGGGGGGCACCCCCGGGAAGCACGUCUGCGGCCACCAUCUGCACACAGUAGGGGUCCCGUCGAGCAGGACGUGUGCCAUCGCUGUAGGCACAAGCGGUGGCACUUCAUAA
Molecule: messenger RNA, 609 nt
Organism: Rangifer tarandus platyrhynchus (Svalbard reindeer)
Lineage: Eukaryota; Metazoa; Chordata; Mammalia; Artiodactyla; Cervidae
Source: the annotation of a GenBank genome assembly